AAGUUCAUGGUCUGUAAAAUUGUACAACAGUUCGUGUGAAACAGUCACAGACUGGCACUUGUGCGCGAUGGUCGAAGACAACACUCACAUAAUCAAAGGGUUGCCCCCUUUGGCCCCAAUCCCCGACACACCAAUCGGGAAACUGCUCUAUGACCAACUUUUAGCCAAUUGUGACAACAAUCCGGCUCUGAUUGACGCAAUGUCUGGUCAAACACUGACAUACAGAGAAUUACUCGACAAAACUUGCACUCUUGCCGAAAAUCUCCGAAAAUCGGGAUUUGGCAAAAACACAAACAUUGCCAUUUGUUGCCAAAAUUCAGUCGAUUUUUUUACUCCAAUAAUCGCAGCUUUGUACAUUGGGGCAACGGUGGUCCCAAUUAACCACAACUACACUGAAACGGAGCUUGGGCACGCUUUAAGGGUUGUAAAACCCCAAAUUAUUUUUUGCUCGGAAUUGACUCGACCAAAAUUUGCAAAACUGCAACAACGAUUCGACUUUUUGAUAUUUUUGAUUGAAAAUUUGCCCCGAAAUGGCUUGUAUCGGUGCUGUUUGGAAGAAGUGGAUGUUGGGGAUCAUGUGGCUUUUAUUUUGUUUUCUUCGGGGACCACUGGGUUGCCCAAGGGGGUGAUGAUCACGCACAGGAAUGUCCUGACUCGUUUCGCACACGCUGACGACCCUAGAUUAGUUUUGAGGAAGGAUGGGCAGUCAAUCCUGGGAUUACUCCCUUUUUUCCACGCUUACGGCCUUUUUGUCUCCUUGGCGUGCAUCCAGAAACGCGUCAAAAUCAUCGUUUUGCAAAAAUUCGACGAAAAUAUUUACCUCCAAAGCAUCGAAAAGUACAAAAUUACUAGCCUCACCCUAGUCCCUCCUUUAGCGAUAUUUCUCGCCAAAUCGCCCCUUGCAGCAAAAUACGACUUAUCAAGCGUCCAGGAAGUGGGCUGUGGGGCCGCACCUCUUAGCAAAAAUAUCGAAGAACUUUUAAAACGCAGGUUGAAGAUAAGCAACAUCACGCAAGCCUAUGGCUUAACUGAGACCACUUUGGCUGUGAUGGGUGUGCCCACAGGGGAGACAAAACCCGGAUCUUGUGGCAAACUCUACCCCCACCUUUUGUGCAAAAUCCGGGAUCCGGAAACCCGGAAAUCGCUCGGACCCAAUCAAGUUGGGGAACUGUGCGUCAAAGGGCCCAUUGUUAUGAAGGGCUAUUACCGGGAUGAGGAGGCCACCAAGGGCGCGUUUACGAGCGAUGGGUGGUUGUUGACUGGCGAUCUGGGGUAUUAUGACCAUGAUGGGUAUUUUUUUAUCACGGGACGGUUGAAAGAACUGAUCAAAUAUAAAGGAUUGCAAGUGCCACCGGCUGAGCUGGAAGCGAUACUUUUGACACAUCCCAAAAUUAGGGAUGUUGGGGUUAUUGGGAUUCCGGAUGAGGAGGCUGGAGAGCUGCCUUUGGCUUUUAUUGUGAGAAAUGAGGAUGAUUUGACUGAGGAUCAAGUCAAAAGUUUUCUGGAUGGCAAAGUUUCGCCACAUAAGAGGCUCCGAGGUGGCGUUAUUUUCCUUGAGGAAAUUCCCAAAAAUCCCAGUGGGAAGAUUCUUAGGAGGAAACUGCACGAAUUAUUUCACAGAUACAUUCGGUCUAAAUUAUAAAAUAUUAGAACACAUUGUUUUGUGCUUAAUUAUUUGAUAAUAAAGUGAUAUUUUAAUUGUU
Tribolium castaneum (red flour beetle) is the source of this 1703-nucleotide messenger RNA. RefSeq lists its product as uncharacterized. NCBI's taxonomy places the organism in Eukaryota, Metazoa, Arthropoda, Insecta, Coleoptera, Tenebrionidae. The coding region runs from base 68 to 1642 and encodes 524 amino acids. The transcript is spliced from 6 exons. Gene Ontology annotation, molecular function: long-chain fatty acid-CoA ligase activity. The record is from RefSeq and is a predicted model, not a curated record. Gene Ontology annotation, biological process: fatty-acyl-CoA biosynthetic process; long-chain fatty acid metabolic process.